UAGAUACUCAUUUAAAACUAAACCAACACACACACAAGUCCCCAUUGAGAAAAGCAAAAUAAGAAGAAGAUUUUCUUAGAGUUUACUCUUGUGUUAUGCUCUGUUCUUCAUGAGCUUCAUUUCUUCUUCAUCACCAUAAUUAUGGACCAUUCACCUCAACAUGGCUUCAAAAGACCAGAAGAAGGUGAGUUCAACUUGAGAGAAUGGGGUCUCAAAGCUAGAAUUAGCCGAGAAAAUACCAAUUCUAGGAGAUAUUCUGCUUCAUUUAUAAGAAGUUUUAGAGAAGAUUCUAAGUCUUUUAGAUCAAACAUAACCAUUUCUAGCACAGCUUCUUCCCCUGGUUACUCCUUAAGAGAUGAAAUCGACCCAUCUACAUAUUCAUUCACCACAGCAAUCCAAGCUUUGCAAGCAAGGUCAGCAGCUUACAACUGUUGGGAUUGCUUAUCCCCAGAUGGGUUUGCUUUAAAUUCAAAGUGGAAUGAAGCAGAGAAAUACAUUUGUAACCCUCUUUCAGGGGAGUUUCCAAUGGAGUGUUUGUCUGCAAAAACACUCAGUGGAAGAUCCUUUCGUAAUGUAACAAAUAGAAUAACAAUGUCAGCUCCUCUCAUUUACUCUUCUUCUUCUUCUUCAUUCUCAAGGCAUAUCCAAACAAGGCCUUCUAAUACUAAUAACAAUGCUUUAGAAGACACACUUCAUAAGUUUCCUAUUCCAGAAACGAAAAUGGAGGUCAUGACUAGAGAUGUGGGGACUCAAAGCACCCCACCGGAGCUUAGUUCGAGCAGCCUUAGCCCUGCUUCAACACCACCAAUUACAGAAAGAUCAUUAAAACGUUUUGGGAUUGAAGGAGGAGAUUUUAACAAUUCAAAUGCAGAAGUAAAACCAGAAGAACUGGUGAGUGUGAAAGUGAAAGAAACAAGAGAGGAAGAAGAUGAAGCAGUGAGAAAGGAAGAAGAGGAAAAGACAAAGGAAAAAGAUAAGCAAAAGCAAAAGCAAAAGCGCAGGCAUAUUGGGUGUUGUUUGUCAUGGUCAUGGAUGAGUAAAAGGAAUAGAGAUAAACACAAAUUGAGAAGCAAAUUCUUUGUUCCUAAUAAUCUAAAAGGAUGCUAAUUCAAGGGCUACAAAGAUUCUCUCAUAUAUCUUAACCAGGAAUCUUGCAGGGCUAGCUAGUGAUUAAAAAAAGAGUCCAUGACAGGUGGGGAAAAUAAUAGUAUAUAUAUAGCACAAUCAUGUAAGUCUAUAUGGGGUCUAUGAUUGUUGGUUUCUUCUGAGUUUUUCUUCUUCUGGGGCAGUAGUGCCCCCACUGAUGUUUAUGUUUUUAUUCUUCUUGUGGUGAAAACUUGGCCUGACAGCUUUGAAUUCACGUGCAUGCUUUUUAA
Molecule: messenger RNA, 1376 nt
Organism: Cannabis sativa
Lineage: Eukaryota; Viridiplantae; Streptophyta; Magnoliopsida; Rosales; Cannabaceae
Exons: 5
Coding region: 142-1107 (321 amino acids)
Source: RefSeq, a predicted model, not a curated record